UGCUAAAUAAAUUUAUAAUACACUAAAAAGUUAUUUUAAUACUAAAAUAAAAUGAUUAAAAGAAAAUACAGAAAUUAAAAUGGAGUAGAUUACAUUUAAGGAAAGUUGAUAACGAUGCCAUAAACAAAUACAACUAGUAGUAGCUCUCUUGUUAUUAAAAAGGAUGAUAAAUAGAGCUUUGCUAGGGUAAUUAGAAUGCAAUCAGAAAAGAAAUUAACUAAUAAUGAUUCUUUCAGAUCUGAAAGUAGAUAAAAAUUAAUCAGAGAUGUAUACACCCCAAGUUAGAAAGAUAAGCUUAACUAAUCAAUAAGGAAACUUAACUCCUCUUAAUCUCGUUAAUCAGUCAAUAAUUCUUCACAAAAAAACGUUUUGUAUGGAAUGAAUAAAUCAUAAACAUAAAGAAAGUCCUCAGCAAAAGAGCAAGUUAGGAUGAUUUAAAAUAAUCUAGCUCCUCAAGAUAAAGAAUAGGAUAAAUAGUUUAAAAGUCUUUCCAAGCUAGUCGAUUAUAAUCUUUACAAAAAUUAAUCUUCAAAUGCAAACAGAUAGAGGAUUUUUGACUAGAAUAGAUCUCAAUUACAAGGAAGGUCAAGUAUGCAUGCUACCACAAAUUAAUCAAUAUUAAAGGUUUAGUAGUUAUAAAAUAAUUAAUCGAGUAAAACUACAUAUUAAAAUUAAAAAAAUUACCAUAACUAAAAUAAACCUUAGUUAAUUGAAAUUAAUGGAAAUUCAUCUAGUAUUCAUUUGAAAAACUAAUCUUUAGCUAUUUAAACAUCCAAGGCAUUAUCUAGUAAUUCAGGCAAUUUACCUUUACUCACAUCAAAAUCUAAUACUCUUGGAUCUCCCUCUUCUUAGCCGAAAACAUUCAGAUAUGGAACAGAGUCCGUCUAAAUAAAAGAAAAUAAAAUAAUUAGAUAAAAAGAUUAACCUCGAUAUAAUUAUCCUAAAAAAUAUGAAAAUAAAAUUGCAAAUUCACACUAAUUACCAUCAAAUCUUUAACCUAAAAGCAGAGCUAAUAAUAAUAAAAUGUAUUGA
Molecule: messenger RNA, 1032 nt
Organism: Tetrahymena thermophila SB210
Lineage: Eukaryota; Ciliophora; Oligohymenophorea; Hymenostomatida; Tetrahymenidae
Exons: 5
Source: RefSeq, a predicted model, not a curated record